Periconia digitata is the source of this 657-nucleotide messenger RNA. Lineage: Eukaryota; Fungi; Ascomycota; Dothideomycetes; Pleosporales; Periconiaceae. The record is from the annotation of a GenBank genome assembly.
AUGAUUGGCUGUCCAUUUCCAACAUUUGAACAUUCUGUUUUCUACGUUGCGAGUUAUGGGGCUUCACUGAAUAGUAUAAGUAGGUACGCAGCCGUUCUGCCUGGUCUCAAAAAUUUCUACAAUUCGACAACUCAUCCAUCUCCGCCGAACAAUAAACGAACUUCCAGUCAGUCGCCCCACGCCAGCUCCAUGUUUUCUACAUACACAAUGAAAAUCCAAACUCUCGUUCUGGCGGUCCUCUCUAUAGCAUCCACAAUUUCUGCUGCACCAAUAAGCAACCUGACAGCGGUCGAACCUACUUCCAACGAGUCUCUUAUGCGAAGAAAUGCUCCUCAUCCCCCUGGCGAUACACUUGUCGAAAUUGACAAGAUGUGGGGAAUGCCCUGUGCGAGAAAGUGUUGGCAUGAAAUAUUUCCCGAAAUCGAGAAGUGGCGGCAAGACGUUUAUUGCCAUCCUGACCUUACCUGGGCUUAUCACAAGUAUCAUCGCCGCGUUGUACCCUGUAUCAAAAAGAAUUGCGAUUGGAAACGCGAAGCGGAUCUAUUUCAAUACGACUUUUCAGUUAGGUUCUGCAAAUUCUGUGGCUGGAUCCCCAAAGGGGCUGGAAUACCUUGCGAAACAUUGAAAUGGCAUGAGGAUGGAGAUGCGAUGAAUUGA